UGGCCAGUUGCAUGCAGUGCUUCGUGUUGCAUGGACGUGCUCCGUUUGACGUCCCGCCACACGGCCGAAUCGAUCUGGCGCAGAGUCUAUCCCGAUAAUACAAAACGGAGUUGUUUCUGUCAGUGUCGUGUGAUAAUUGUGAGUGCAAUUGAUUAUUAUCGAACGUGAGUGCUUCCGAGUUGAGAGAAGAUUCCAUCGACUGGUAUUCCAUCAAUUAGUCAGUGAGCAGCAUUCUAGAAGCGGAUUAGUAGCUAUCAAAUGGUUGUUUUGUUGUUCUGUUGCUGCCCUAGUAUAGCACUUUGCAAUGCUGUGUUGAACAUACGCAUUGCACACGUUCUUUGAGGUGGUGUAAAUAUAAAACAAUCAUCGCAGUGCUGAGUAGUGUUUUGUUAUGAAUUAUGGCGUGAAAUACUGUUGCGCAUGUGUGCAGCGUUAAAUGUGGGAAGUUGUGUGCGAUCGGUUGUGUAUAAUGCUCAGCGGGUGAUCGUUCGUUCUGCCGAAGUCUCACACCCUAGAAUAAUACGUAGUCGCUGUUGACGAUCGAGGUGGGUGUGGGUGGUGAUCUGGUAGAAUGACAUUAGCUCGCAGCUCGACGAAUGUGACCUGUGUGCAUGUUAUUGUUUCACGAGGGCGUUCCGUUAACGAAUUCCGUAGCCGAUCGUGAAGCGAAGUUAAAUCGAUCUCCAGUGACCGUGUGAUUGACAUCUGUUUGACAAACGUGUUCUCGGGCAAGAUGAUCAGCUACCGGAAUGCUGGCUGUGCGAGCAUCCAGAACCUUCAGUGAAAGAGAAGACGAUAAUGACAAAAGGCAACGGCAAUAAAACAAGCAAUAAAGUCAUGUCAAGUCAAAAGGUGAAGAUCAACGAAAGUGCUACAAAGGAUGAAAAAAUCGAUCAGUCACUCGCUUUUGUGCAUGUGUCAGCGGAAGAGAUAGAUUGAGCAUCAUCGCAUUAUAGCCGCAGUUCGGAAGAGUCGGUAGCCGCCGAUACACACAUACAAUACAGUCCAGUUGUUGAAUCAUCACGCCGAGAUCGAGAUCUUCGAGAGAUUCAAUCGGAAAGUGGAAGAAAACACAAACAAGGAAACACGCGCCCAUUGGCGGACGCUCGGCGCUCGGUGAAGAAGAUUAGGCUAUCGCCUGAAGCAGCGAUCGAAUCUCGCAGAAGAACAAACCCCAAAGCCGACGAUUAUUCGCUGCGAGCAGCAAUUAUUAUGAUUAGAUGUGUGUGCUUUAUUAAAUGAAAGUGAUUUCGCAUUGAAAGUGUGUCGCUCGCCUGUUGGAGCUGCGAGUGCGGUGUCUCUUUGUGUGUCUGUGCCGGUCUCAAGUGUGAGUGCCUGCAAUCAGCUGCGGGCUUGUGAAGAGAUUACAGUCAUUUUCUGGACGCGGGGGGUCUUCUAAGGCGGUGAUCUAUCCAAGACCUUAGGGAAGAAGGCAGCGGAAAAUCGAGCAACCGGCAACCAUGGACAACGAGUCGGACAGCUCCGAACGGUGGGAGGAUUUUUUCGGUAGCAGUACCAGCUUGGCUCCCUCCCUCCUGGGCUAUUACGACUCGUUAGCUACCAAAGUGAGUGACGAUCCCAACGUCAACAGCAACACCGAAAUUUCAGCUGCAAGCUCUACAACCACCAACAUCAAAACUGCAAACUCGUCGAUAUCAAUCAAUCAACAGAGCAUUAUCACCACCGAAAGGUCGUUCCAGUCCAGUAGUUCCCUGAAGCUGAAAUCAUUCAGUCUGAGCAACGGAACAAGUCUAAGGCCCACACGAGCAGCCCCACAACUUCCCAAAUCCGGAGACAAAUUUCGUAAUCUAUCAAACAACGUAGCGCGAAUACUGUCCAACACAGAAACGGCUGUAGACGGCGAACCGAACCGACCGCGACCACCGCCAACGCCUUUCCAUCGCAACCACAUUCAAUCGGCGUCGUUCAACUCAGGUCGCGCCACAACCUCCUCGUCACGAUACGUCUUCAAGAACUUCCCGCUGUCCAAAAACAUCACAAAACUCAGCCAUCUUGGCUGCGAAUCAGUGCGAGAACCCUCCAAGCUAUCCCCCAUCUCGCCAGACCUAUCCAAUGGAAACUGUGAUACUUCCAUCGAGGAAGACAUCCCCAAGCUGAGUUUCAUCCAGCAGCGAAUCAAAUCACUCACUUCGGCUCUGUUCGAUGCCGACGAAGCUGACAGCGAGGUCAGCAAAAACCAGAUCGACCAGCAGCCGGUAAGGACAGUACAGGAAGACGUCGAUCCCGAACCAGUUCUUAGAAAUCCGGAAAAGUCUAUGGACGCUAGCGAAGCCGAUCCGCACAAUGCCUUCGUCGAGAACUGUGACGAAUCCGAGCACCGUAAUACCAUCGUGGAAACGAGAAAUCCCUACUUGAACCUAGUCGUUGUUGAACCAGCACCGGAGGAACCCCAACCGGUGGACCGAAGCAAAUCUUUCCCACGAAACGUACAGAUUUCGCCUAAACUUCCGCGAUCCACCUCGACCUCGACGCCGAGUCUGGACACCAGUUCUGCUUCGCUUUCGUCGAGUAAAACAUCCCUCACACAGCAGAACGCUCCGGGAACCCCUAUUCUCAGCACCCGGCCACUGUCGGCCUCCUCUAUAUGUUCGUACUCGUCGAGCAGCAGUUCCGGCUCGGAACACCUGCUACUAGUCAACGGGAAAUGCUGUGGAGCGCCUUCCUACCAGGCCAGCGUUGAAAGCCUAGCCGAUCAGAGUGAAUGCGAACAGGGCACCGCCGCCAGUGGACUAACCAUGUGCGAACGGGCCGUCAUGGAAAUCAUCGAUUCGGAGCGGAGCUACGUCGAAGAUCUGGGUCAGAUCAUUAAGGGUUACCUGGAAGACUGGAAAGAACGAGCUUGCCUCAAGGUGGACGAACUGGAAAUUCUCUUCAGCAACAUUCAGGAGAUUUGGGACUUCAACAGCAGGCUGUUGGACCGCUUGAAUGAAACUAAAGGUGAUCCGGUCAAAAUCUCCGGUUGCUUCAUCGAUCUACACGAAAACUUCGAUUGUUACACUACCUACUGUACUCGUUACCCGGAGGCGAUCGCCCUGCUCACGAGUCUCCUGCAAGCCACCCACACCAACGCCUUGCUCAUCCACACCCAGAAGAUGCUCAACCACAACCUCCCGCUCGGUUCGUACCUCCUGAAGCCGGUCCAACGGAUACUGAAGUACCAUCUGCUGCUCGAUAACCUACGGAAGCACUGCGACGACAAACAGGUGUCCCACGCCCAUGAGCUCAUGAAGAGUGUCGCACACAACAUCGAUCAGGUCAAGAAGAAGCUGGAACAGCAAAGCCGGGUCAAGGAGCUGGCCGGAAUUGUCGACGGGUGGCUCGGACCGGAUCUCUCAGUGCUGGGGGAACUGCGCCAGGAGGGACUGCUCAGCGAACACGCCAAACCACGCGUUGUGCUUCUGUUCCAAACGAUGCUCAUCAUCACCAAACCCAAGGAGGACAAGCGGUUGCAGUUUCGCGCUUAUAUUCCGUGCAAGAACCUCAUGCUGGUGGAGCAUCUGCCGGGCGAGCCAACUAGCUUCAACGUGAUCCCGUACAACGACCCUAAAGGCCAGAUCAAGCUGACCGCUCGCAAUCGUGAUCAGAAGCGACAUUGGGCCCAGCAGAUCAAACAGGCGAUGCUGGAGCACUUUGACAUUCCGAAGCGCGCCAAGGAGCUGGUGCUGCAGCUAGGCGAUGAAGACGAUCGUAUGGCUGACAAGAAUGCCAGCUGGAAAUGGCCAACGCAUCACCCGUCAACGCCCGAGUAUUUGGAAAGGAGGCAGCAAUUCCGACGCAGCGAGAUGCGAAAUCGAUCGAAAAAGAUGCACAAGAAGGCUGCCAGCACCAUAUCGUUGGAUGGGAUAUCGCAGAAGGAUAUCAAGCAACCGACCUUUCAGUCGUACUCCAAAGCGUUGGAGCAAGAGUGUGGUGAAGGUUCAACGCCGAAGGAAGAUACCGGGGGUUGCAAGUGUGAUUCGGUCAAAAAGGAAUUGGAACAGAAACAGCUGAAGAGUAGAAGUCGCUCGGAAUCAAGACUUCCAGAGGAUCGUAAAGCAACCAAAAUGAGCGAUGAGGAGAUUUUUGCCAAAGCAAUGGCAGAAAGGAAUAGGUUUGCUACGCAGCGAAGGAAGACUAAGGAGAGCCUUGUCGAUGUGAAGUCGUACAACUCGACGACGAUACCGAAGCGAAUAGCGAAUAUGCGAAAGACCAGAUCCAAAACGUUGACCGGAAAUUCGACGUUCUACACUGAUUUGGAGGUGGGCGAUGGCGAAGAAAACACCACGGUGUUGAAGAUCACCGAAUCUACGGAUAAUUUGAGCCUAGUAGAAACAGAGACUCCGACUGAAGUGGACAUGAGAAAAUGUGAUGACGCUAAGGAGAUGACGGAAGAAGAUGGAAGCCUAAGAAGGGAUUCGGACAUAAUUUCCCAGUUGGUGUUGGAGAAGACUGAGUUUAGAAAAAUGAGUAGACCUCCAAAAAAGAAGUCGUUUGAUUCGGUCCGAUCGUUAUCGUGUACUAGUCAAGAUGAAGAUGGUAGUUCAGAACGUAAAGAAGUAGAGGAGGAGCAGGUGAUCCCUGAGUUGCCAAAAACGGAUCCUCCAGAAGAUGCCGAGGAAGAAGAAUUUCGGAAGGUUGAUAAAUUGAACAAAGAGUCGGAGGAUUUGCUGAAUCGCUUGAAUGAGAUUCAAACAGAUCUCGCCUCUCCUGAACCAAUAUAUGAGUCUUUACUACGAAACGUUCAUGUUCCGUAUAAAUAUGCUCCUCCGUUGUCCAGAUCCAUAUCGCAACAGUAUGGAAAGGUUCAAGAAAGUUUUAGACCGGACUCAACGCCUAGAAGGUCGCGUCCGGAUUCGGAUUAUGUAACGCUUGCCUACUCGGAGAACAGGCUUAUCAACAUCGAUGGCCAUAGCGUUGUGCCGAAGUCUUCCAUUGCUCAGUUGAGAAACAGCGAUACCAAUAUCAACUAUCAUCAUCCAUGGCGAAAGGAUGAAGAAUCCGGACCUGUGCAGGACACACGCUCUGAGAUUGUCACGCUCGCUAACGAAGAUGCUUUGAAACCGCUGGAACGACAAGGAAGUCUCAGCAUCAAGUCACCAAAGAACCUGCUCCAAAGAUUCAUCAGCCUACAUGCUUCUUCCUCGACCACCGGGAGCUGUGACAGUAACCUCAACCAACGCAAGGUUUUGAGCCCCGAAGAUCCGACUCCUAUCUACAAGCAAGGAAGCUUAGAUCUUGGCUCACGUAUUGCAAACCUGGAUUAUGCCGAUCCACGAACGCUAUUCACUGCAGGUCACCAACGUAACAUUCUUAUCAAUCGGGCAUCAAUAAAACCGCUAUGUUCAGACCUUGAGCAGCGAGAUUCCAUCUUCUCGCUCAAUUCAUCCAAUGAUAGCGUAUGCGGGGUUCAGAACGAGCUGGACGACGAUUCAUGCGGUUUCUACGAGAAAUCAGUCGAGGAAUGUCUUGAGAAUGAAGACUUCCGUGAUUCAGCCGUUUACAGUGGGGACGACAAUCGGCCUGACCUGGACGAGCAGGUGGUGUACGAAUCGAUCGCAGAACUAAACGAACAACGUUUGCUGAGACCAGCCUCGCAGGUAGUUCGCUCAUCUUCCUCGGCAUCGAGUAGUUCCAGUGGACCUCCGCCUCCGGUUCCAGUGAAGCCAGCGCACUUGGAGCAGUUAAAGAAGAUUAAGCCACAAGUAGCAAAUGUUAGCUCAGAAUCGAAUACAUCAACCAAACUGGCUCCAGCUCCCAAAGGAUGGGUCCUACAGCAGGUCAAGAGAUUUCAGUGAACGAGACUGAUGCAUGUGCCUUACAAAUGGUUCCAAGUGUCUGAAGCCAAAAAGAAGGGUGACAAGUCACCCAAGAUUUCAUUGUCGUGGUUUUCGUUUGCGUGUUUUACAUGUUUUAGUGAUAAAAACCAAACGGUUGUGUCCCGGCACGGGGAUGCGUGUGUUCUAUUCAAACAAUAUUGUAUUUAUUACUUACUUCAGUUUUCAAACCAGCACAGAUUUUGGUCUAUUUAUGUGAUUUCGUUACUGUAAUAGAGAAUUUAUGUUUUAUGUACUACGAAGUUGGACUGAAAGCGGAAAAGAUUUAGAGAAUUUUAUGAUGCGGAAAUCAUUACGGAGUUUUGAAUGAAACCACAAACAUCAGCAUAAGCCAUACAUAUUUGAAGGAAGCAAUAGAUUUUCAUCACAACUGGAAGCAAUAUGUUAAGUUAUAAAGUUUUAAUCUAUUUUAAAAUA
Aedes aegypti (yellow fever mosquito) is the source of this 6251-nucleotide messenger RNA. RefSeq names its product pleckstrin homology domain-containing family G member 3 (gene GEFmeso). The transcript has 7 exons. Lineage: Eukaryota; Metazoa; Arthropoda; Insecta; Diptera; Culicidae. Bases 1461 to 5795 code for a protein of 1444 amino acids. The record is from RefSeq and is a predicted model, not a curated record. Gene Ontology annotation, molecular function: guanyl-nucleotide exchange factor activity.